GUCACAUAUAUUUUUGUCAACAUUUCCGUUCCUUUUUAAUUAUUACAUGGAUGUCUAGAAGCCGAAUAGUCUUGUUAACUUUUUAAAUAAUAAAUUUAUAUAUUUUACUGUAUCCCAUAUUCGUCUUCAUUGUUUUUGUGCAUGUCAUAAAAAUCCAUACUGCUAACUACCUGGUAUAAAGUAAUGAAGUGUGACAUGAAGAAAAACCUUCGUUCCUUAAGAUAUUCAAUUUACCUUAAUUGAAUCGUAUCAAGUUCAGGUGUUAUCAAUUUCUUGCAUUUUGCAGAACAAGCAAGUCAGUUGUUUUCUAACCAUUCGGCUGCAAGGUUAGGAUUGGUGUCCAGAAGUAGAAUGAAAACAGGGCAUAGCUGCAUGGCUAAGACUACUCGACCCAGAGCAAGGAUGGACUGGUAUUGUAAGCACCUUCAGAGAAAUUCCUACAUCCUGAGCUACAACAAAAAGGGCUCUUACAUCACAAAAAAUAAAAAAUGGGAUCUUAUUAAACGACUGACCAAAAAAUUACACUCAGAAGAUGAACUACCUGGAAUUAAAGUUCCUGAAGAAGCAAGAUGUUCAGACUCUGCUGUUAAAUUUCUUCCUAGACAAGACGUAAUGUUAUAUGGCAUGAUUCCAGCCCGAGAACAAAGACUAUACAGCACUUGCAGAAACUGUAGCAGGGUUUUUAAUCCACUUGACACUUUAACACAUAGAAAUUGUACAAAAUCCCAUGCACCCCAUUCGGUGCUGCUAAAAAAGAAAGUGAAAAGCAAAAACGGAAACAGCAAGAGUCUAAGUUCAAAUGGUAGUCCUAGUUCUCAUUCAUCAAAUAGCACUAGUCCUGUUCUACCCAGCCCAUCCAGUUUGCUAAAAGAACCAGUAAAAGACUUCGAAUUUAAGAGACCUUACACUCCGCCGCUCAAGAAGGUUCGGAAGCCGAUUCGUCAGAGCAAAACCUUCUUGUAUACUACUAAAACAUCUAAAUCGGGAUCAGUAACUACGUCUGGAAGUACACGACAUUUAACUACCUCGAGCGACAAGUCAGAUAGUAAAGUGUCAUCUAAAAUGUCCUCAAGCCAUCAUAAUCCGAGUAGCUCGUCGUCCAGGCACCAUAGUUCGAAGUCGUCACCUAGUCAUAACUCAGAUGAUGUAUUCCGUUCUGGAAAACUAGCUGUUACAGUAGUUGCGACCUCGGUGAAGUCAACGCCAAUGGACACACUGCCUCCAAGUUCCUCUUCACAUCAUUAUCAUCAUCACCGUUCAUCAAGCAGCUCUAGCAGGCACCGGAAAUCUUCUUCCGAUUCUUCGAAACGAAGCAGUAGCAGCAGUAGCAGUAGCAACAGCGCUGGUUCUACAUCCAGCAGCAGCAGUAGUUCAUCUAGCAGUUCCAAAAGUUUGCCAAAGGAUUACGACGCUGAGCUGCACUGUGGAUCUUCUGAGCACAGUAGAAGCACGGGUGUGAGAUCAGUGACUUCUUCUAACCACAGGCUUCAACUUCGCAAACAGGUGUCUGGACGCAGUAAAGACAUUCAUCAAAUGAGUCCUGAAAAGAAGGCCGCGAAAGAGAACGAUAUGAAGCACACAACACCUACUUGUUCCUAUUCGUCCCCAAACGGGGAAGCAAAAGAUAUACUAGCUGCAAAUAUCACUUACGUUCCCAUUGCGGGCCAACUUGUAAGCACUAAUGCUUCAGACACUAAUUCCUUUGUACAUCUGGUGCCCAAGUUUUCAAAUCAUCAGUCGAGACAUUCAACUACCUCUGUACUAUCAAAGAAGUUAAGCUCUGGAAAAGAAGAAAAAGAAUCUGCUAAAGGUGUGACUAAUGGAUACAUAGCUCAUACAAAAAACUUAGAAAAUACUCAAGAUAAUCCAGUUGGAACUGACCCCGUGCUUAUUAUGCCAGCAAGUCCUGUGUCUGUUGUUAGUUCAGUGCAGCUUUUGGAAAUCGGUAAUAAUAUAAUGUCGUUGGAGUCACCACAGUCUGCGUCAAAUCCACCAAUUAGGAAGCGGAUGGUCUUGCCAGUUUCUAGCACACACACCAGAGCUAUUCGAAUGUAUAAGUCGCACCCUAAGCCAACAGUUUUUCCAAAUUUUGGAGCACGAAGACUAGGAGGUGCUAUCUUGUUAUCCAAUCCUCUAAUUGAAGAUCAGCGAAACGAUUUAUUAUCGGUAAUAAAUGGUAAUAGCAAAGGAAUAGUUCCAGAUGUAAAUGGCUUUAUUUUACAUGCUGAUGUCAGUCAGGCUGUUGAAGCCCAAAAGUUCUCUGUGGAAAAUAGCUCUUCGCAGCAUAAAUUUAUCAUUAGUUUAAUAAAAAAACAUAACUUUUAAUUUGGCUAUUUUGGUGGGAACUACAGUUUGUAAACAAUCUCGUUGUUAUGGGCUGCCAAGUAACAUACCAAGACUGUAUCUGAAUUAAUGGUAGCUACCAACAAUACUGGGCUUGAAGUUUACUAUUAAAUAUAGUGUUCUGAAUGUAUUCUGACUGUCUCAAACAAAAUGUGCACGUAAUUAUAUAAAUGUUGACUUAAGUAAAACAGGCAUUGAUUUGCUAUGGAUAGAACUAUAAUUGUUUGAAUUGAUGAAAAAUACUUUGCCGAGAUGAUCCAAUAAUUAUAUGUAAUCUCUCAUGCUGGGAUGCUAAAUUUUUGCAGCAAUUGUGCAAACGUGAUAUUUUUAGUUUCCAACAAAUAGUUUAAUUCUGUAGUUACCCAUUAGAAGUUUUUACAUGAUAUAUUUCUACAGUU
Molecule: messenger RNA, 2741 nt
Organism: Dendroctonus ponderosae (mountain pine beetle)
Lineage: Eukaryota; Metazoa; Arthropoda; Insecta; Coleoptera; Curculionidae
Exons: 7
Coding region: 352-2325 (657 amino acids)
Source: RefSeq, a predicted model, not a curated record